Messenger RNA from Dama dama (fallow deer), 1449 nucleotides. Its product is annotated as cytochrome b-c1 complex subunit 7-like. Lineage: Eukaryota; Metazoa; Chordata; Mammalia; Artiodactyla; Cervidae. Gene Ontology annotation, biological process: mitochondrial electron transport, ubiquinol to cytochrome c. The transcript has a single exon. The coding region runs from base 578 to 913 and encodes 111 amino acids. The record is from RefSeq and is a predicted model, not a curated record.
GAUAUUGUCUUACACAAUAAGUAGUUUAUUUUGCUAACUAGUAUAAUAUUUAAGUAUAAAUUAAACAAUCUCAUGGGAAGAAAGGGGGAAAACCCUAAGUAGUUGACAGUGACAGAUGGGAAAGGAAACAGUGAAACAUAUAACUGUUAAACUGUAAGAUAAAGAUAAACUGUAUCUCACUUCUUAAAAUAGGGUCAUAAAAAGUACAGUCAUAAGUAGUAAGUGAAAUUUGGAUAAAUGCAAAUGUCCCAGUGAAGAUUUUAUUUAGAAAUACUGAGAUAUGUAUAUAAACAAAAGUAAUAAAAUUUUCAUAUAUUUGUCUAAAAUAUAGAUUUUCAAAGGAUGAGUUUAAGCAGUGAUGGAUCAUACUCCGUGAAAUAAUUUCCGCAUUUAACAGAGAUCUAGCCUUCAAGGCCUUCACAAUCUCACAUUUUUUCCUUUACUCGAUUUUGUCUGUGGAAAUAGCUCAGGGAAAAUAAAAAAGAAAAUAGUACCCACAAUAAGAGUAAGGGAAAAGUUUCUGGCUUAGGAAGUUAAACUCUGGACCCAGGAGGCAGCGCUUCUGGGUCAGGUCAACAUGGCGGGCCAGCCGGCUGUUUCAUCAUCAAGCAAGUGGCUGGAGGGUAUUCGAAAACGGUAUUACAAUGCUGCCAGGUUCAAUAAACUGGGCUUCAUGCGAGAUGACACAAUACAUGAGAAUGACGAUGUAAAAGAAGCCGUAAGAAGGCUUCCUGAGAAGCUUUAUAACGACAGAGUGGUCCCCAUUAAGAGAGCACUGGACCUCAGCAUGAGGCAGCCGACCCUGCCUAAAGAGCAGUGGACAAAGUAUGAGGAGGAUAAAUCCGACCUUGAACCACAUCUGAGAGAGGUUAUUUGGGAAAGAAAAGAGAGAGAAGAAUGGGCAAGGAAAUAACUUAGUAGUCUAAAUCUGUGGAGACAGCUGUUCUCAAGUAUUUUUAUGAAGUUGGUUAAACCUAAAAUGUACGAUGUAGGACUAUUUGGGCUGUAAAUGUAUUACUUUAAAUAAGUAUCAUAAUUAUUGUUGGAAAAAAAAAUAAAGUGAAACUCUAGAAGUCUACUAACACUUUGGUCUAGGAGUUGCCUCAGAAAAACAAAGCAAUAGAAAUGGUAUAUCCUUCUCAGGUGGCCCAGUAGAAAAGAACCCGCCUAUCAAUGCAGGAUACACAAGAGAUGCAGGUUCGGCCCCUGGGUUGGGAAGAUCCCUUGGAGAAGGAAAUGGCAACCCACUCCAGUAUUCUUGCCUGGAGAAUCCCAUGGAUGGAGGAUCCUGGCGGGCUACAGUCCGUGGGGUCGCAGUCAGAUGCAACUGAGCACAGACACAUAUGAAUGAUUAAGGAAAAAUAAUUUUUUAAUGAUCAAAAUUCAGUCAAGCUAAGUAGUGAGAAUUAAUGUGGGCAACUUAAUAGGUCAUCUCCAUCAGUAAUGAAG